CAGCAGCUCCCGAGCCAUUCAAACAAGUGGCUCCGACAGCACUUCAUAGCUGGGGCUGAGGAGAGGGUGCAGCGCGGCUCCCUGCCCCGGAGGCGCCGGGCCCCUCACACUGCCUCUUUUCUCUGCUGCUCGCUCUUUAUUUGACGAUGAAAUAAUGUUGACAUGUCUUGAAUUAUUAAGUAUUCCCUGGAUUUUAUUAGCACAUGAUGCCUAAAUGCUGCCUGUAUCUGCUGGGGUCUUAACCAGAGAGGAGCGAAGGAGAGAGGCAGAGAGACAGAGCGAGGGAGAGGAGAGAGGGGUUUUUGACAGCUGUAUUUGUGCUGAUAAGCGAAGGCACAAGGAGACGAUCGACUAGUGAGACAAGAGGGAAGCGGCGGCUCAGAGCUGCUGAGAGGGGCUGCGCUUCCCUUCCGAGACGGCUCGGCCCUCCCGGCGCCGUGCUGGGGCUUGGGGGGGACCCGAGCCCCCUCCCAGCGCCUGGCCGGGCUCUCGGACAGUGCCCGUGCCGGGGGCCAGCUCGCUGGCUGGUCACGCCGGCAGCGAGGGGCAGAUGCCGAUUGAGAUCGUGUGUAAAAUCAAAUUUGCUGAGGAGGAUGAGAAGCAGAAGGAGAAAGAAGAAGGGGAUAAAGAGAGCCUGAUCGAGGAGCCUGCCCGGCCCCGCUCCCGGGACCUGGCCUCCUUCGCCAGCACCAGCACGCUGCACGGCCUGGGACACAUCUGCCGGUCGGGGCGGCUGGGCGUGCGCCAGACCCUCUGGGCGUUCGCCUUCCUCGCUUCGCUCGCCUUCUUCCUCUACCAGGCGACCAAGUCAGCGCUGCUCUACCUGGAGCACCCCCACGUCAUGGCCCUGGAUGAGGAGGCCACCCGUGAGAUGGUCUUCCCUGCCAUCACCAUCUGCAACAUCAAUCGCUACCGGCACUCAGCACUCACUGAUGCUGACAUCUUCCACUUGGCCAACAUGACCGGGCUGCCCCCCAAGGACCGGGAUGGCCACAAGGCCACGGACUUGCUCUACCCUGACCCCGACAUGGCUGACAUUGUGAACCGCACCGGCCACCAGCUUGACGAUAUGCUCAAGAGCUGCAACUUCAGCGGCGAGAACUGCUCAUCGCGUGAUUUCACUGUGGUCUACACACGGUAUGGUAAGUGCUACACAUUCAACGGGGACCGGAGGAACCCGCGGGUGACCCGCCAAGGUGGCAUGGGCAACGGGCUGGAGAUCAUGCUGGACAUCCAGCAGGAAGAGUACCUGCCCAUCUGGAGAGAGACGAACGAGACGUCAUUUGAAGCUGGCAUCCGGGUCCAAAUUCACAGCCAGGAUGAGCCACCCUAUAUCCAUCAGCUGGGCUUUGGUGUCUCGCCCGGCUUCCAGACCUUCGUGUCCUGCCAGGAGCAGCGGCUCACCUACCUGCCGCAGCCAUGGGGGAACUGCCGGGCCAGUGUGCAGGGGGAGCAGACACUGCCCGGCUAUGACACAUACAGCAUUGCUGCCUGCCGCCUGCAGUGUGAGAAGGAGGCCGUGGUGCGGAGCUGCCACUGCCGCAUGGUCCACAUGCCAGGCAAUGAGUCCAUCUGCUCCCCCAACGUGUACAUCGAGUGUGCUGACCACACGCUAGACGCGGCAGUGGAGGACAGCCAGGAGCGCUGCAGCUGCCCCACGCCAUGCAACCUGACCCGCUAUGGCAAGGAGAUCUCCAUGGUGCGCAUCCCCAAUAAGGGCUCAGCGCGCUACCUUGCCCGCAAGUACAACAAGAAUGAGACCUACAUCCGGGAGAACUUUCUGGUGCUGGACAUCUUCUUUGAGGCACUCAACUAUGAGGCCAUUGAGCAGAAGAAAGCCUACGACCUUGCUGGGCUUCUCGGGGACAUCGGGGGACAGAUGGGCCUGUUCAUCGGUGCCAGCAUCCUCACCAUCCUGGAGAUCCUGGACUAUGUCUAUGAGGUGAUCCGGGACAGGGUGAGCCGGGUCCUGCGACGCUCCAAGUCACCCCUGAAGAAGCCCUCAGGCAGCAUAGCCACACUGGGACUGGAGGAGCUCAAGGACCAGAGCCCCUGCGAGACGCUGGGCCGACACGUGGAGGGUGCCUACAACACGGGCAUCCUGCCCAACCACCACCACCGCCACCACUACCCUCACCAGGGCGUCUUCGACGACUUCGCCUGCUAAGGCCAGCUCGGGACUGGGGGCAGACCCCCGCCACCCCCCUCCCCACCGUCCGCAUGGAGAGGGACUGCGGCAGCGGGUGCAGCGAGCACAGGCCCCUGCCUCCCCCCACCACUGACAGGACUGGCCCGUGCUGUUUGCCCCCAGCAGUGCUGCCAGAGCUGCCGAGGCACUGGCAUUGUAGUCACCCCCCAGCCCUUUUGCCUGUCCCCUCCACUUGCCCCCAGCACACGGGCCCAGCCCCGUCUCAAGCACAUGGCAUGGAGGGGAAUGGGCACACUGGGACAGACUGGGGGAGCAGUGGGGUGCAGGGCAGAGUGCACAGCAUUCUGGGGGCAAGCUGUGGUUCCUGCAGGACCCUCCAAGCCCUUCCCAUCUGGCCCUUUCAGGGUGGCAGUCUCUGCCCUGCAUGGUCCCCCCCAGGAGAGAGACGUACCUGGAGCAGCUUUCCCCCUGCCCAGGGACCACACAAUUCCCUCCUCUCUUCCUGCAGCAAGGCAGAGCAGCAUUGCAGGCCAUGUCUCUGAGCAGCACAGUCCCCCCAGCCAGCUCAGGGACACCCCACCUGCAGCCACACCUGCAUGGCACCACCACUGUGACACCCUCAAACAUCUGCCCACCCUCCCAACCUCCUGCAGCCUGCUACAGCUGCAGCCCCCCGUUGCA
Molecule: messenger RNA, 2830 nt
Organism: Melopsittacus undulatus (budgerigar)
Lineage: Eukaryota; Metazoa; Chordata; Aves; Psittaciformes; Psittaculidae
Gene: ASIC4
Product: acid sensing ion channel subunit family member 4
Exons: 10
Coding region: 551-2167 (538 amino acids)
Biological process (GO): sodium ion transmembrane transport
Cellular component (GO): plasma membrane
Molecular function (GO): ligand-gated sodium channel activity
Source: RefSeq, a predicted model, not a curated record